Messenger RNA from Onychostoma macrolepis, 3885 nucleotides. RefSeq names its product cadherin-12 (gene cdh12b). Gene Ontology annotation, biological process: cell-cell junction assembly; adherens junction organization; multicellular organism development. Lineage: Eukaryota; Metazoa; Chordata; Actinopteri; Cypriniformes; Cyprinidae. Gene Ontology annotation, cellular component: adherens junction; plasma membrane; catenin complex. The coding region runs from base 690 to 3140 and encodes 816 amino acids. Gene Ontology annotation, molecular function: calcium ion binding; cadherin binding. The record is from RefSeq and is a predicted model, not a curated record. The transcript is spliced from 14 exons.
CGCACUCUCUCCAAUCACGCGCGCCACGGACCGCGGAGCCGCGAGCCAGCGAGCCAGUCAGCAAAGCGUUCCCUCAUUCCGCUUGGUCUUUUUCUCUCUGACCAGCUCACUCACUGUCACUCUCUCUCUCACACACGCACACACUGUUCAUUCUAAAACCGCAGGGACAUACACUUCGGCACUCUCUUUUGCGCGCUCUCUCUCUCGCGCGCGCGUUCGCUCACCUCUCUUUUUUCCGUUCCUCACUAGCGGCACGCGCAUCUGUCUCCGCUUCUGUACUGUACAGGAUGAACAAGAACGGUAGACUCCUGGGAGAGAGAGAGUAGAUGAGAAAACAAGGAACUAAAACAACAAAGGCAAGGUGAAACGAAGAGGGGAAAGAGGUUGAGGGGCAGAUGAAGGAGAGUUUGUGAAGCAUUUGGAUUUUACUGAUUUCAAGCCUCCAUCCAUCUAUUUCUGCUGGUGGAAAAGGACUCAGUUAAGUUGCAGGUGAUGAAUCUACUACCAGAUUGACUUGAGUCAUUUCUCUAGCGAGGGGAGUGGUAGAGCACCAGACCCCUGACCUCUCCUCAAUCCCCACUGGCUUCACGCUCCAGCUUGUGAGCCUCGGAGCCCUGGAUCUCUUGUCUCUCACCUCCCCUUUUUCCUCUGGACCUUGACGUGGGAACAGCACCGUAACAGACCGCCCAAUGCUGAGGAGGAACUGCCUGCUGCUGUUCCUGUGCUUCCUCUUUGAGCAGAGCUCCUGCGCUCCCUUCCAAAGCAGGCCAGGGCAAGAGUGGCCCCACAGCCAGACAGGGCCAUCAGCGGCAGGAAGUAAUGGAGGUUCCAGAGGAUUCCAGAGGGUCAAGAGGGGCUGGGUGUGGAACCAGUUCUUUGUGCUUGAGGAGUACAUGGGCUCGGACCCACAGUACGUUGGAAAGUUGCACACUGACUUGGAUAAAGGGGAAAGCUCAGUGAAAUACACUCUCUCAGGUGAUGGAGCUGGAACCAUCUUCACCAUCGACCAGAUCACCGGGGACAUACAUGCUUUACGCAGUCUGGAUCGAGAGGAGAAGCCUUACUACACACUACGAGCUCAAGCGGUGGACAUUGAUACUAACCGACCGCUGGAACCAGAGUCAGAGUUUGUCAUCAAGGUGCAGGACAUCAACGACAAUGAGCCAAAGUUCCUGGAAGGUCCGUACACGGCUAGUGUACCUGAGAUGUCACCUGUGGGUACAUACGUGAUGAAGGUGACGGCGACAGAUGCAGACGACCCUACGUACGGCAACAGCGCCAGGGUGGUAUACAGCAUACUUCACGGCCAGCCGUACUUCUCCGUGGAUCCCAAAACAGGAGUCAUCAGGACAGCUCUACCCAACAUGGACCGGGAGGUGAAGGAGCUGUAUCAGGUCCUUAUCCAGGCCAAAGACAUGGGAGGACAGUUAGGGGGUCUGGCAGGGACCACCACCAUCAACAUCACCCUGAGUGACGUCAAUGACAACCCACCCAGGUUCUCCAAAAGCAUCUUCCACCUGCGUGUACCGGAGUCAUCAGCAGUCGGGUCAGCAGUUGGCCGAAUCAAAGCUCAUGAUCUGGACAUUGGAAAGAAUGCAGAGGUGGAAUACAACAUCGUCCCUGGAGAUGGAGGAGCCAUGUUUGAUAUCACAACCAACGAGCACAAUCAGGAGGGAAUCAUCAUGCUCAAAAAGCCGUUGGACUAUGAGACCAAAAAAGCAUACACAUUUAAAGUGGAGGCCUCCAAUGCACACCUGGAUCCACGGUUCCACAAUUUUGGCCCGUUCAAAGACACAGCGACAGUGAAAAUAAAUGUUCUGGAUGUGGAUGAGCCUCCCGUCUUCAGCAAACCCUCCUACGCGAUGGAUGUUUAUGAGGACACACCACAAGGCACCAUUAUAGGAGCCGUGACAGCACAGGAUCUCGAUGCAGGAAACAGUCCAGUCAGGUAUUCUAUCGACUGGAAGAGUGACCUGGACAGCUUCUUCGACAUCGAUCCUGUCAGAGGAACCAUCUCCACCAACGAGCUUCUGGACAGGGAGAGUAUAGCCCAACACAACAUUUCAGUCGUGGCCACUAAAGUUAAUAACCCAGUGCUGACCAGCAGAGUGGCCGUCACAGUUCAUGUGCUGGACAUUAAUGAGUUUCCACCAGAGCUGUCCAUGCCUUACGAGACCUUCGUGUGUGAGAGCGCCAAAGUCGGGCAGGUGAUUCAGGUCAUCAGUGCAAGAGACCAGGAUCUUCCUCAAGCCGGACAAAGAUUUUCCUUCAAAUCCCCUCAAGAGGGAGUGAAGACCAAAAACUUCACCGUCAGAGACUUUGGAAAUAAUACUGCCGGUGUGGUGACUCUGCGUGGCGGCUUCAAACGGCGCUCUCAGGAAAUCUACCAUCUUCCUGUGGUGAUUGAAGACGGUGGCCUCCAGACUUUGAGCAGCACCAGCACCCUCACCAUCCGCGUGUGCGGCUGUGACACCGAUGGAUCUUUAUUAACGUGCAGCGCUGAAGCCAUUUUCCUCCCUGUGGGCCUCAGUACUGGAGCCCUGAUCGCUAUUCUGGUGUGCAUCGUCAUACUGCUGGUGAUCGUGGUUCUCUACGUUGGGGUUAGGCGGCAGAAGAAGAAAGAGACUCUCAUGACAUCCAAAGAGGACAUCCGUGACAAUGUCAUCCAUUACGACGACGAAGGAGGGGGCGAGGAGGACACGCAUGCCUUCGACAUGGGCACCCUUCGCAACCCCAAAGUCAUCAAGGAAAACCUGUUUCGCCGAGACGUUAAGCCAGAGUUGGGUUUGUGUCCACGGCGGCCAAUAGGCUCGCAGAACAGCGCUGACAUCAGCAACUUCAUCAGCCAGCGACUGCAAGAACACGACGGUGACACUUCCGCCCCGCCGUACGACUCGCUGGCCACGUACGCCUACGAGGGCGAGGGCUCGGUGGCCGAGAGUUUAAGCUCUAUAGAGUCUGGAAAGGGCGAAAUGGAGGAGGACUAUGAUUACCUCAACGAGUGGGGGCCUCGCUUCAAAACCCUCGCAGGGAUAUUCGGAGAACGAGCAGAGAGCCAAUCAGACUUCGCCUUGAUUUCACGCUCACAACGAGAGGAUAAAGGAAGCCAGGAUAAAAUGCAGCCUUUGGAUUAUCUGUAAAUGAAUGUUGGAGCUUUGUUUCGUCACCCUUCUUAAGGAUGAAAGGCGUCGCUAACCGAAGUUGACCGUGACCUGGAUUUCGAGCUUCGGUGGAAAGAGUUUUGAGGAGGAAAUGUCUACAUGGGCCUCAUUUGGCCAAAGAUAUUUUUUGAAUGUUAUUUAUGAUUCUAUUUAUUUAUUUGUGAGGCUGUUGAGACGGGUUGUAACGUUUUGUUAUGUAUUUAUCUAUUUAUCAUGAUUUCAAAUCGAAUAUGAAUUUCUUAUUUUUUUGAAGACACAAGGAUUUUCAUAAUUAUUUGCUCCUCACGAGGACAUGGACGUUGUAGUCCCAAGAGGAACUUGUAUAGACUUGUAUUUGUUGUAAAAAAAAAAAAAAACUUUAGGGCUAAACAUGAGCUAUUACAGUUGAGUCCUGUAAUAAACACAGUUUUCUUAAAUAAACACCACUUGGAAAAAAAAUAAAUCACUGCUUGAACAUGUUCCAGGUUUUUGUACACUCGUAAAGUUCCAUGAAGAACCAACAUUCAUGGAACCUUUCCAUUGCACAAAAUGUUCUUUUAUAGUGGAAAAAUGUUCUUUGUAUUAUUAAAAAUCUUUUUCACAGAGAAAAAAAAAAAAAAAAAAAAGGUUAUUUUAACAAUUGUUCAAUGAAAUGAACCCAUCACUGCAAAAACCUUUUGGAGUCUUUAUUUUUAACAGAAUAGAAACCAAAGAUCCAAUUUAGGCCUGCCCCCAAUGCCUUAAU